Messenger RNA from Salvia splendens (bonfire salvia), 3961 nucleotides. RefSeq lists its product as uncharacterized. NCBI's taxonomy places the organism in Eukaryota, Viridiplantae, Streptophyta, Magnoliopsida, Lamiales, Lamiaceae. The record is from RefSeq and is a predicted model, not a curated record. The transcript is spliced from 5 exons. Bases 114 to 3788 code for a protein of 1224 amino acids.
AAAUCGUUUUCUUUAUAUUGGAGUUGCCAUUUCGCCGGCCGUGGGUUUAGGCACCAAAACAGUUAAACCCUUUCUCUCUUCUCUGUCUCUCUCUGAUCCUGAGGAAAUAGUUGAUGCUCAUGGAGUUUCCAAGCUCCAGAAUAUCAACAAAUCUUCAAAUUUCUGCACCAAUUCCCUUCCUCACAUGGAAAGGCACGAGAUAUCGUUCAACGCUGAACAUACCGAACUCGAAGAGAUUCCCUUUGCAACAACCGCUUUCUACACAUUUAUUUCGCACAAUUCCGUCGAGAAACUUCCGGGUUUCAGCUCAUUUCGGCAAAGCUUCUCGCCGCCAGAAUUAUCUGAGGAAGAAACUCACCAAACAACACAAGCAGCAUCAGGUGAGUGAAGACCUUCAUGAAUUUAAUACACUCAAUACGCAUGACUCCAAUUUUGAAAAUUCUAGUGAAAUAACCUUGAAUCUCGAGGGUGGUAGUGGCGUUAGUGACGAACUGCUUGAUGCUUACGGUGAAGAUAGAAAGAAUGUUGAUGAUAAGUUAAUUCAGAAUGAGGGUGUGAUAGAAUUGGGAAAGGAUUUUAGGAAAAAUAAUAUAGGGGAUUCUAUCAUGUGGAACAAAUUGGAGGGUUGGGUUGAGCAGUAUAAGAAGGACUCCCAAUUUUGGGGCAUUGGAACUGGUCCUAUAUUUUCUGUAUUUCAGGAUGCUGAAGGUAAGGUAGAAAGGGUAGAGGUGAAUGAAGAUGAGAUUUUGAGGCGAAGUCGGGUUGAUCCUCAGUUGGAUAAUGAAGAUGAGGUCUUGGCUGAAGUUGAUUUUAAGAUAUCUUUUGCAAAAGACUUGGCAAGAGAGAUGGAGGAGGGGAGUAAUGUGAUUCCCAAGAAUAGUUCAGUGGCUAAGUUUGUGCAAUCUGGUGCUGAGAAAUCACGUUUUGUGGAAGCAGUUCGCAGUGUCGCAGUGAAGCCAGUUUCAUUUCCUAGUAUGUCAAAGGUUGGAGUGUUAGUAUUAUGUGGCUUAUCUGUGGUUUGGGCAAUUAGGGGGCUAUUCACUGUUGACAAGGAUAGUAAAGGUGAAUACACAGCUUUUGAGAAGGAGAUGCUGCGGAGGAAAAUGAAAGCAAGAACAAAAGAAGAGAAGACGGUGAAAGGUAGUGUGGAGGUAAUGCAGGUGCCCGUAGAGCCUAAAGGCGUGUCGUUCAAGAGGCCUCAACUUGAUGAAGAAGAACUUGUCAACAGCAUUAUUAAGGCAAAGGGAUCAAAUAAUCAACUGGGGAUAGUGGACCAAACUUCAGAAAAUGAACUUCAAGGAAAAAUUGAAGAAAUCAGGGCAAUGGCACAGCAUGCACGGGAAACUGAGAGAAGAGACGCUAUGCAAAAGUCUAAUGCAACUUCAGAAAAUGAACUUCCUAGGGAGGAGGAGGUAUCUGUUGAAGAUUUUGAUGAAAGGAGAGAACAUGUGUCUAUCACUGACACUGACACAGACACAGACGAUGAUAUUGAACUGUCCAUCAAUGAAGCUUCAGAUGAUAAAUGUGAGACAGAGCUCCAUAACAUCACCCCUAAUGGAAGCUUGAAAUCAGAAGUGAGCUAUGAGAAAGAAGUUUCAGCAUCCUCAAACUUGACUGAUGCCAAUGUACAUUCUGAUGGUUCAGACCAAUAUAAAUAUUCUUCCCCAAAAAAACUGAGAAUCAUAAAAUCUGCCAAGGAAGCAAGGGAGUACCUUUCGAGGAAGCAUCAAACACCAGUGGGGAACCAAAAAGAUGAUGUCGGAAACAACGAACACGUGGAUAUUUCUAGUCUGGUACCCACUGCAAAUGUGGCAUCUGGUAAGACAAGCCCAGUAAUGGAUUUAACUGAAAAAGUACAUGAUCCUACCCCUACAAGUGGAAUAGAUAAAUUUUCGUAUCCAUUUGAAGAUUGCAGCCUGGGUAGUGAAACUCCACAAGGAAAUGCGGAUAGCCUAAAUCAUUCAGAAACAUCCAGAAUAUACUCAGAUCAUGAUGUUAAUAUCUCUAAGAAAGUUGCUGGGGUACCCGUAGAUAACAUCCCCAAGGCAAAAGAUAAAGAUAUUGGGACUCCCUGGACUUGUAAUAGCCCAAGUGAUACAUCGUCUUUUCUGGGUGGCAUACAAAAAUCUAAAGUUGAUGCACCGGGCAAGCCCCAGACAGAAAAAGUGCCUACUCAGCUCAGGAACCAUAAAUCUGAAGAUACUGCAAAUAAUGGAACAUCAGUAGGUCUUCAAGAGUCUGUAUUUGCUACUUCUGAUGAAGUUAAUGAUACAACUAAUGAGCUAGCUCCAUUAGUAAGUAAGGAAAACUGGAUGGAGAAGAAUUUCCACGAAUUUGAGCCCAUUGUGGACAAGAUUGGAGCUGGCUUCAGAGAUAGUUAUCAGCUUGCAAAGGAGAAAGCAAGUCGAGGAUUGGGUUCAGAAACUGAUUUGACACAGCUUAAGUCAGAUGAUGCUGAAAGUGAACUUGAAUGGAUGAAGGAUGAGAGGCUUAGGGAGAUUGUAUUCAGAGUAAGAGAUAAUGAGCUGUCAGGAAGAGAUCCAUUUCAUCUUAUGGAUGAAGAAGAUAAGCUCGCCUUCUUUAAUGGCCUUGACAAGAAAGUCGAACAAGAGAACAGAAAGCUGCUGAAGUUGCACGAAUAUCUUCAUUCAAACAUAGAAAACCUUGACUAUGGAGCAGAUGGCAUUAGCGUGUAUGAUCCGCCGGAGAAAGUCAUACCUCGGUGGAAAGUCCCACCUGCAGAGAGGAACCCUGAGUUCCUCAACAACUUUGUGGAACAAAGAAAGGAGCUUGUUUCUGAAAGCCUUAAAAGCUCGUUUCUCUCGAGGAAAACUGCAAAAGAAGAUGUUAAUACAUCAGAAAAACUAUCUUCCCUCGAGAAUAGUGCUGUGGCAGCAAUUGACACUGAUCCAAGGGCAGAAGUAAAGAAAGAUAUUUCAGUGUCUUCAAAGACUGUUAUAGAAGGUAGUGAUGGUUCUGUUAGGGCAGGCAAAAAACAGGGAAAGGAGUUCUGGCAGCACACGAAGAAAUGGUCUGAAGGUUUUCUUGAGUCUUAUAAUGCUGAAUCUGACCCGGAAACCAAAGCUGUAAUGAGAGACAUAGGGAAAGAUUUGGACCGAUGGAUCACCGAGAAAGAAAUAAAGGAAGCAGCUGAGCUAAUGGACAAACUCCCCGAAAAAGGAUUCAUUAAACAGAAACUCAAUAAGGUGAGAAGGGAAAUGGAACUUUACGGGCCCCAAGCUGUUGUGAGCAAGUAUCGCGAAUAUGCUGAAGAAAAGGAAGAAGAUUACCUGUGGUGGCUAGAUCUUCCCCAUGUUCUGUGCAUUGAGUUGUACACUGUUGAGGAUGGGGAGGAGAGAGCUGGUUUCUAUUCAUUGGAGAUGGCUGCUGAUCUUGAGCUGGAUCCUAAGCCAUAUCAUGUUAUUGCUUUUGAGGAUGCUGGUGACUGCAAGAAUCUUUGCUAUAUCAUACAAACUAAGAUGGAAAUGCUAGGGAAUGGAAAUGCUUUCGUCAUUGCUAGACCGCCCAAGGAUGCUUACCGCGAAGCCAAAGCAAACGGGUUCAGCGUGACUGUCAUCAAGAAAGGGCAAUUGCAGCUGAACGUGGACCAGACGUUGGAAGAAGUCGAAGAGUUGAUAGCAGAGAUAGGAAGCAAGAUAUACCAUGAUAGCAUCACGAAGGAGCGGUCCGUAGAUGUGAAUGGAUUGAUGAAGGGGGUGUUCGGCAUCUCCAAACCUACUACCAAGAGGAAGAAGUCGAAUAGAAAAUCGAGGCAAAUCAAGCCUUGAAAACGCAUCUGCAUUGCCUCUGAGUUCGUAUUGCAGUGAUCACCCACAAAUUAAUCUUAUUAAUGCAGAAUGUUCAUAGAAAAAACUGAAAUGACGCUUAGCAAUCUCAUUUCAUCGAUCAACGCGAAUAUUAAUAUUAAUGAUAUGAACAUCUAUUUUUUCAUCUUACUAAA